This is a messenger RNA of Triplophysa rosa, 863 nucleotides long. RefSeq names its product histone H1-like. The record is from RefSeq and is a predicted model, not a curated record. Gene Ontology annotation, biological process: nucleosome assembly. The transcript has a single exon. Bases 156 to 863 code for a protein of 235 amino acids. Gene Ontology annotation, molecular function: DNA binding; structural constituent of chromatin. Lineage: Eukaryota; Metazoa; Chordata; Actinopteri; Cypriniformes; Nemacheilidae. Gene Ontology annotation, cellular component: nucleosome.
UGUGUUCACAUUGUUUUCAUCGCACAAACGGGGUUUAGGAGUCCGGUUUUCUUGUAAAUGUUAGAGGAGAAAACACACGAGUCAACGGCUCCUGGAGGCACACAGACGCUGAACUGGCCGGUUGAGUCUGUACGGUCCUCGUAUGUUGUAUAAGAAUGCAGCGCCGAGCUCGGUCGCUUCUCAUUCCUGACCUAUUACAGAUUUUGUUACUGUCCUCAUCCGAAAAGAAAAUGGCAGAAACCGCUCCAGCUGCUGCCGCUCCGCCGGCCAAAGCGCCCAAGAAGAAAUCUGCUGUUAAAGCCAAGAAGUCGGGCCCAAGCGUGGGCGAACUCGUCGUCAAAGCUGUGUCGGCUUCCAAGGAGAGGAGCGGCGUGUCUCUCGCCGCCCUGAAGAAAGCUCUCGCUGCCGGCGGCUACGACGUGGAUAAGAACAACUCCCGCGUCAAGAUCGCUAUCAAGAGUCUGGUGACUAAAGGCACUCUGGUCCAGACCAAAGGAACCGGCGCUUCAGGAUCCUUCAAACUCAACAAAAAACAAGACGAGACAAAGAAGCCGGCGACGAAAGCCGCUCCUAAAGCAAAGAAGGCCGCAGCCAAGAAGCCCGCUGCUGCUGCCAAGAAGCCGAAGACUGCAGCGGCAAAGAAGACCGCCGGAAAGAAAUCUCCCAAGAAGGCCAAGAAACCUGCCGCCGCUAAAAAGGCAACGAAGAGCCCCAAGAAAGCGAAGAAGUCAGUGGCCCCCAAGAAAGCAGCCAAGAGUCCAAACAAAGCUGCCAAAAGCCCAAAGAAGGUCAAGGCGGCCAAACCCAAGACGACAAAGCCUAAAGCAGCUAAGCCUAAAAAGGCCGCCCCGAAAAAGAAGUAA